Molecule: messenger RNA, 1570 nt
Organism: Lontra canadensis (Northern American river otter)
Lineage: Eukaryota; Metazoa; Chordata; Mammalia; Carnivora; Mustelidae
Gene: RAB27A
Product: RAB27A, member RAS oncogene family
Exons: 7
Coding region: 264-929 (221 amino acids)
Biological process (GO): melanosome transport; positive regulation of exocytosis
Cellular component (GO): melanosome; secretory granule
Molecular function (GO): GTPase activity; GTP binding
Source: RefSeq, a predicted model, not a curated record
UACGGGAAGUGAUGUGGGGCCAGACGGAAAAUACCCGCCAAGGACCCAAAAAGGACCGGCAACCCGUGGACGCGGCGCACGCGCAAGCACAGCGGCGCGGGGACAGCGAGCUCCAGCCAGACAAAAAGUAACCUUUUUGAAGAGGACAUGUGAUUGGACGUUGUCUAAUUGUUGAAGUGUUGGGAGCAACGUUUCUAAAGUUUUAGAAAAACCACCAACGACUCAUACUCCCUCCUUCAAGGUGAACCACUGAGUUCUUCAUUAUGUCUGAUGGCGACUACGAUUACCUCAUCAAGUUUUUGGCUUUGGGAGACUCUGGAGUAGGGAAGACCAGUGUACUUUACCAGUACACAGAUGGUAAAUUUAACUCCAAAUUUAUCACGACAGUGGGCAUUGAUUUCAGGGAAAAAAGAGUGGUGUACAGAGCCAAUGGACCUGAUGGAGCCAUUGGCAGAGGCCAGAGAAUCCAUCUGCAAUUAUGGGACACAGCAGGGCAGGAGAGGUUUCGUAGCUUGACAACAGCCUUCUUCAGAGAUGCUAUGGGGUUUCUUCUGCUUUUUGAUCUGACAAAUGAGCAGAGUUUCCUCAAUGUCAGAAACUGGAUAAGCCAGCUACAAAUGCAUGCAUAUUGUGAAAACCCAGAUAUAGUGUUAUGUGGAAAUAAGAGUGAUCUGGAAGACCAGAGAGUAGUAAAAGAGGAGGAAGCAAGAGGACUUGCAGAGAAAUAUGGAAUUCCCUACUUUGAAACUAGUGCUGCCAACGGGACAAACGUAAGUGAAGCAAUCGAGAUGCUCCUGGACCUGAUAAUGAAGCGAAUGGAAAGGUGUGUAGAUAAAUCCUGGAUUCCUGAAGGAGUGGUCCGGUCCAAUGGUCACACCUCUAGAGAUCACUUGAAUGAAGAAAAGGAGAAGGGGAUCUGUGGCUGUUGAAGAGUCCAGUGAGCUACACAGUCAUUCGAGUGGCCCGUGUCUGUGGUCUUUUCUAUGGGCGAUACAUGGCACAGAGAGAGAUGAACAGGCAUAGCGUACAAACUGCUUCUACCAUUUCACUUAGACCUCUCUGGUUUUAAAAUUUAUUUGCUGCAGCUCUGUAAAUACUUAACAUUCAGCCCCAGAGUUAUGAGAAAUAUUUCGCAGAGCCACAAGUGCCUUAUAAAACCUUAGUGCAUGGUAGUAGAUGAUUCAGAAUUGAGGAAUUCGUGCCACAACAGAGUGCAUUUAUUAUGUAGAAAGACUAAAGAUACCAUCAUCUGCCUUAACAUACAUCAGUCCAGAGUCUGACACUCAAAAUCUUAGAUACAAUGAUAAAACUACCAAUCUUUAAUCCAAAUUAAAAAACCCUACUACUCGUAUGUGGGUGACCUUAUAAAAUGCCAUCUAAACCACUGGAUUGUUAAAUAAGAAUAUACACGAACAUCAUUUCAAUGUCCUUGAGUAUUAAUUUAUAGGAACAGAGUCUUUAAAAUUAAUAUAGCAUAGAUGAUGCUUUUAUCUAUAGACUGGAUAAAGUGGAUUGACCAAUUGUAUAUUCACUAUGACUCUUGUUGGUAGGAAGGGAGUUGGGGGUGAGG